Messenger RNA from Lottia gigantea (owl limpet), 1176 nucleotides. RefSeq lists its product as hypothetical. The annotation marks the transcript as partial. The transcript has 8 exons. NCBI's taxonomy places the organism in Eukaryota, Metazoa, Mollusca, Gastropoda, Lottiidae. Gene Ontology annotation, biological process: protein modification process. The record is from RefSeq and is a predicted model, not a curated record.
GUGAUUGGUAAUACUGGAGAAGGUGGUAAUAAUAAGAAUAUAGAAGAGAAAGAAGGAAAGAGAGGGGGAGGAAAGAGAACCCCAGGUGGACGACCAACUAAAUUACCAAAUUGUUGUCUCCCUAAUAAUAUGAUGAGUACCUUCUAUAUUGGUGGUGGCAAUGGUGUGGCAUUGGUAGAGGGAGCCUUGUUGAAUAUGGGAUGGAAAAGAAUAGUUGAUAAGCAUGAUGAGAGAUAUAAGUUAAAAUGGGUGGAAUGUAAAAGUAAAAUCAACUACCAAUCUUUCAGAGAAGGAGAGCAGUUAGUGAACCAUAUCCCCAACUGUCAUUUAUUGACCAAUAAACUAGGUCUAGUCAACAGUCUACAAGAGUACGAACGAGUCACUCUAACAACUAAAGGGAGACCACCUCGAUUGAAAAUGAGUGAUAUUUUACCAGAAACUUAUAAACUAGAUGAUAAAAAUGACAGAGAAUCUUUUCUUAACACUUAUAAAGAUGGUGAGAUGUGGAUCUGUAAACCAACUGGUAUGAAUCAAGGCAAGGGAAUAUUUUUAUUACGAUCUCAACAGGAAAUAGAUAAAUUAUUAUUAGAACGAGAUGAAAAACAACAACAACGAAAAACUAGUCGGCCAUUGAUGUCCAGAAUAGUUCAAAGAUAUAUUCACAAUCCUUUGUUACUGGAUGGUAGAAAGUUUGAUAUACGAGCGUAUAUGUUAAUAGCUAGUACUACACCGUAUUUAGUUGUAUAUCAUAAAGGUUAUGUGAGGUUAUCUUGUAUGCCUUAUGAUGGUGAUGAUACCAACCUAACUACACAUCUUACUAAUCAGUAUAUACAGAAGAAAGAUCCUAAUUAUAAAGAUGUAAAAGAAGAUACAGCAUGGAGUAUGGAUAAAUUUAACGAUUAUAUCAAUGAAAAAGUAGCUCCAGAAAAAAAUCUAGAACCAAAUUGGGUUUACAAUUAUUUAACAAAACAAAUGCAGAGAAUGAUGUUACAUUGUUUUAAUAGUGUGAAACAUAAAUUACAAUGUAAAAUGGGAUAUUUUGAUUUAUAUGGUUUAGAUUUUAUGGUCGAUACAGAUAUGAAGGUCUGGAUGAUAGAGAUCAAUGUCAAUCCCGCACUAAGCACCAACUGUGAAGCUUUAAAAGAUGUUAUACCCUCAGUUGUAGAGGACGCCAUU